Messenger RNA from Dioscorea cayenensis subsp. rotundata (Guinea yam), 2474 nucleotides. RefSeq names its product 4-coumarate--CoA ligase-like 4. Gene Ontology annotation, molecular function: CoA-ligase activity. Gene Ontology annotation, cellular component: peroxisome. The record is from RefSeq and is a predicted model, not a curated record. NCBI's taxonomy places the organism in Eukaryota, Viridiplantae, Streptophyta, Magnoliopsida, Dioscoreales, Dioscoreaceae.
AUGGAGAAGGUUGAACCCACUGUUGGCAGUAAUCUUGAGACUCCAAUUGACUUGGAGAAGGAUGUGAAAGAACAAAGUAAGGAAAAAGAUGCAUUGCCGGCAUACCAACCUAAUCUUCCUUACCCAGUGAAAAUACUGAGAUAUGUUAAAUUCUUGAAAGAACUACUAACAAACAAGGGAAAUCUGGAAGAAGUGUCUUCUGUAACACUUAGUGAGGAAUGUUUGGCUUUGAUCACCAACAAACUGCCCAAGAAAGAGAAAGAUCCUGAGGGUUUUAUUGCUCCUUGGAUGAUCAGUGGUUUAGUUGAUGAGAAAGCCUUAGCUGAUUUAGUGGCAAUCAUGAACCUCAUGCCCUACAGAAUUUUUGAAAGGCUUGGGCUUGGAGAACCAAAAUCCACCAUUAUGACAUUUGAUGAUCCUGGUGCUGCUAGUGGUGGUGAUGGUGCUGCUGGUGAUGCUGGAGGUGUCGCUAAAGCACGGGGUCUCAUAACGGAAGGGGUGACCCUGUCUCCAUUUGCUGUAGCUGUGGCUGAAGAGCAUGCUGAGACCCCUCAGCUGCAUCACCCAUACCCUUGCCCAUCUAUGUGUCCUGUAGGUGUGCUGAGGAGCCAAGCUGCAAAGGUAAUCUGUCGGGAGCUGCUCAUACUCCUCUGUAUUAGUGUAAGCCUCGUUGUAGAACCCAAGUCAGAUCAAAAACUGAGUCAAGCUCAUGCUAUGGUCACCGCCUUCAUCUCCUCCCGCCACCAUUCCGGCACCACCGCCCUCAUCGACGCCGCCACCGGCCAAAGCAUCUCUUUCCCCGCUCUCUGGCGUUCCGUCUCCUCCCUCGCCACCGCCCUCUCCACCCGCUUCUCUAUCCGCAAGGGCGACGUCGUCCUCCUCCUCUCCCCCAACUCCAUCUACUUCCCCAUCGCCUCCCUCGCCGUCCUCUCCCUCGGUGCCAUCCUCACCACCACCAACCCCCUCAACACUCCCGGCGAGAUCUCCAAGCAAAUCACUGACUCCAACCCCGUCCUCGCCUUCACAACCCUAACCCUAAUCCCCAAACUCUCCUCCUUCUCCUUCCCCGUCAUCCUCCUCGACUCCUCCUCCCCCAAAUCCUCCGACUCACGCAUCACCACCUCCAUCGAUGAACUCCUCCAAACUCCUCCAGAUCCAUCAAUCCCUCACGAAUCCAUCAGCCAAGACGACCCAGCCACGCUCCUCUACUCCUCGGGAACGACAGGGAUGAGCAAAGGCGUGAUCUCAACUCACCGAUCACUGAUCUCCAUGGUCGCGAUCAUCCUCAACCGAUUCAAACUCGAUGAAGCCGCCGGCAUCCAGACCUUCAUCUGCACCGUCCCCAUGUUCCACAUCUACGGCCUGGCAGCGUUCGCCACCGGGCUCCUCGCAUCCGGCUCCACGGUGGUGAUCCUUUCCAAAUUCGAGAUGGGAGACAUGCUAAGCGCGAUCAACAAGUACAACGCCACAUUCCUGCCACUGGUGCCGCCGAUCCUCGUGGCGAUGCUGGCAGUGAGCAAGCCGCUGCCAUUGGGGCCACUCAGGAAGAUGCUCUCCGGCGGGGCACCGCUGGGGAAGGAGGUGAUCGAGGGGUUCAAGGAGAGGUAUCCGAUGAUCGAGAUCUUGCAAGGUUAUGGGUUAACGGAGAGUACUGCGAUCGGAGCGUCGACGGAUUCGUCGGAGGAGAGUCGGAGGUAUGGUACUGCUGGGAUGCUGUCGCCGAACACGGAGGCGAAGAUCGUGGAUCCGGAUACCGGCGUAUCAUUACCGCCCAAUGGAGUGGGUGAGCUCUGGCUUCGCGGGCCUUACCUCAUGAAAGGGUAUUUCAAGAACGAGGAGGCGACGAAGGGAACGCUGGAUCCAGAGGGAUGGCUAAAGACUGGUGACUUGUGCUACAUCGACGACGAUGGGUACCUAUUCAUCGUCGACCGUCUCAAGGAGCUCAUCAAGUAUAAGGGUUAUCAGGUGGCGCCGGCGGAGUUGGAGGCUUUGUUGCUCACUCAUCCAGAUAUCACUGAUGCUGCUGUCAUUCCGUUCCCAGAUAAAGAUGUGGGGCAGUUUCCCAUGGCAUAUAUUGUGAGGAGACCUGGAAGUGAUUUAUCUGAUACUACUGUUAUGGAAUUUGUUGCCAAGCAGGUGGCUCCGUACAAGAGAGUGAGAAGAGUAGCAUUUGUCCAAGCAAUACCAAAGAACCCAUCUGGGAAAAUACUCAGGAAGGAUUUGAUCAAGCUUGCAACCUCCAAACUCUAAGAUAAUAACUUAAUCAGCCUCAAAUCAAAUACACAUCAGCUUUUUAUUUACCCUGCUGGAUCAAGGAUGAGUUUUAUUAUGGAGUCUACAUUGUAUAUGAUGAAGUUUAUAUGUUGUGUUAUAGGCUUGCCCAAUGUUUAUGCUAUUGUUUCCUCCUACAUUGUAUGUGUGUGUGUUUUAUUUUUCUUUUUUGUCCCAUUUUAUCAAAUAAGUGUUUUAUAUGA